Molecule: messenger RNA, 1144 nt
Organism: Carassius carassius (crucian carp)
Lineage: Eukaryota; Metazoa; Chordata; Actinopteri; Cypriniformes; Cyprinidae
Product: histone RNA hairpin-binding protein-like
Exons: 8
Coding region: 102-917 (271 amino acids)
Biological process (GO): mRNA transport; mRNA 3'-end processing by stem-loop binding and cleavage
Cellular component (GO): histone pre-mRNA 3'end processing complex; cytoplasm
Molecular function (GO): mRNA binding; histone pre-mRNA stem-loop binding
Source: RefSeq, a predicted model, not a curated record
CAAAGCAAACACCAAAGAAGAACAAGAAGACGACAUUUGCGCGGUUUAAUCUAAACCCGGCAGCAGUUCGUGUGUGAGCUUUCUGAUUUUUAUUCGAAACAAUGUCUACGGAUCAAAAAUACAGAUACGAAAACGAUUGCAAUUCUGAUGAAAACAGGAACAAAGGCUCUUCAAGAUGGUCACAAUGUAGGAAACGUGGUGCAGAUGGUAGUCUGAGAAAAUCUCACGCGGUUGAAGAGCUUGGCAAAUGUUCACAGAGCACACACAGGCCAGAAAGUUUCACAACCCCAGAGAGUGAGGGACCUGUGUCCAGAGUAAAAAACUGGGGAGAUGAGGUAGAGGCAGAGGAAAUGCGUUCAAAUGUACGACGUGAUACGCAUCGAUACAGGAGGAGGAUUCUUGAAGCAGAUUUUCCUCAAAGAGACAGAAAAAUCUCAUCUGGAAGUUCGGACUCGAGAGACUCUAGAGAUUCCAAAGAGUCUCCUGCUAAAGGUGACAUUGAGUCAGAUGAGGCCACACUCAUAAGAAGACAAAAACAGAUCAAUUAUGGAAAAAACACUCUUGCAUAUGACAGAUACAUUAAAGAAGUUCCCAAGCAUAUGAGACAGCCCGGUGUUCAUCCAAAGACUCCAAACAAAUUCAAGAAAUACAGCCGACGGUCCUGGGACCAGCAGAUUAAACUGUGGCGGGUCAGACUUCACACAUGGGAUCCUCCUGCAGAAGAGGGAAGCGAUGUGCAGCAGAUAGAAGAGAUUGACCUUGGUGAAAUAAUGGACUUCGAGUUCGAUGUGGAGUAUUCAGGGGAUACGGAAUACUCGUGUCCAACAUCAAGUGGAGCAUCACUGGCUUUGGCAGAGGACUCAUUUACAGGAACCCCUAAAAAGAUAAUGAAAAUUGAGGAUACUGAAAUGUCUUGAGGAAUUACACUAAGAUCCAAGGCUCUAUGAGAGAACUCCUGAGCAGCUGAAUUGUGUUGAUACACUGUUUGCUUUACUGUUUUGAGUGUUAUUGUGAAAUGCUUUCAACAGGCAUUUUUGUAAUAGCACAUGUUUUGACGGCUUCUUAAAGAGAAGUUAUUUUAAAUGGGUUUUUUCAGUAUCUCUGAAUUCAACAUGUUCUUUCCACUUUUCCAUUUUGGGUCAUU